GAGAGAGAUCCCCCCGUAGAAACAUGCACAUCUUACAGUAUAAAUGAAGACUCUCGCUCUCGCAGACGAGAUUUCGAUUUCGUGUGUAGUUAAGAGUGAGCACAAGAUGAGGAUAGCGUGUCUAGUGCUAGCGACGUGCGCAUGCGUCCUAGCUGACCCUGCCAUAAACGAAAUUAGGCCCGUUUCGAAUAGACCAGGAAGGUUCUUAGCACUUCCAAAUCCACAGAAAUGUGCCAACAGACCAAAACAAUUCUUCUUCAGAGGCCACAAUUACUUCUACAGUGGCAGCGUUCCUGGUCUAUCCGGCAGGAAAGUUGACUGGCUAGACGGCAGGAAUAUCUGCAGAGAAUACUGCAUGGACCUAGUAUCCAUGGAAACCCAAGAAGAAAACAAUAUGAUCUUCAGGCUAAUCCAGCAAAACGACGUGCCAUACAUCUGGACGUCGGGACGCCUGUGUGACUUUAAGGGAUGCGAGAACCGCGCCGACCUCGAGCCCAAGAACGUCUUCGGCUGGUUCUGGUCGGCCAACAGAGAGAAGGUGCAGCCGACCAACCGUGUGCCGACCGGCUGGUCCUACAACCCGUGGUCGCAGACCGGACACAAGAAGCAGGCGCAACCGGACAAUGCUGAGUUCGACAUCAACCAAACCACUGAGUCUUGCCUCUCCAUCCUCAACAACGUCUACAACGAUGGCAUUGCAUGGCACGACGUGGCUUGCUACCACGAGAAGCCUAUCGUGUGCGAGGAUUCCGAAGAGUUGCUCAACUACGUGGCUUCCACGAACAGGGGCAUCCGAUUGUAAACACGCUUCUAAACACCUCUAUAAACAUGUAUCUAUUACCUAAUACAGGGUAUAAUUCAAUUGAUGGCUAAGGCUAAACAUAUAGAAUGGUUCGUUCCUCAGGUCAUUUUGAGAAGGAAAGUUCAUAUGAACAAAUGCCCUAAACCUCUUUAUUUUCGAGCUAUAGAAUGUUAAAAUUUUAUUUUGUCUUUAUUAUUGAUUAACGAAACUUUCACAAUAUACCUAAUUAAAGAGCUGUCAUAAAUCCUUGUCGAAAUUAAACUGUAACGUGAUCGAUCAAAUGUCAUCAUUUCGAAUACAGAAUAGGGCAUCAACCUACUAAUUCAAAAUAAUUUCGUCAUAAUACAAAUGCAUGAAAAUGGUUUUUAUCUGCAACCGACACAAAAGUCGUCCAUUUUGAUACCAAAAUUAGCUCUUAAAUUGACGUUUCUAUAACUGACACAAAAAUAGGUAUGUUGCUAGGCAUAUUUAGUUUCUAGGAGCUAAAGUUGAAUUUUAGUUCCUAGGAGCUAAAGUUGAACUUUAGCUCCUAGGAACUAAAAAGGAUGUACUGGACGUCGUCAAGAAUAAACAACAUUGUGACGGUUGGUUAUUUGGGUUGAGACGCAUGUACCUGAUUUGUUUCCGAUUUCAGCAGCUUUGGCAUUUCAUACCCAUGCUGGAGAUAUAAAUAUACCUUAUUAUAGUUUAGUAUUGGAAUUAUAAACAUCUCAGUUAAGUAUUUUUGUUUUGAUCAGGGAAGCCUUCAAGAUUCAAAUACUUGCUUGAUCUGUAUUUCAUUCGUUAUUCUCGGGAUGGAUAACUUGUUUUUGAAUAUAAUCACGGCAAGCAAUAGUUUUUUGGCUCAAACAACGAUAUUGUUUAGCUUCAUUUGAUUAUCAAGUCAAACACAGUGUAUUAUGGAGAGGAAUAAAUAAUCACUAUUAUCAUUGUUGAUAUGCUCACUAACCUAACAUUUUCCACGUCUUGUACCUAUAGCUUGCACUGGCGCGGUAUUUGGCAUUAGAGCACCUGGUCCAUACACAAAUAUGUCACUCUGUGGUUGUAUUCAUAUCGAAACUACAAUUCGAACAUCCUAGAAAACCUAACCUGCUGUUAAUGCAGGUAGAAUAUUUUCACCAAAUGAUGGAUUAUUUGUCAAUAUUUGUUGCAUUGCAUAUACAUAUAGCACGGCAUUGGUGGUUACUUCACAUGUUUAUUUGAGUUAGGUGUUUCGGUUGCAGAAAAAUUAGCAUGUUUCAUUCGGAUCAAAAGUAACUUUGUUCGACUCGCAAAUUUCGCUUUCGCUCGGCUUCGCUAAACGCUCCGCCUCGCAAAUGCAAAUUUCGCUUGUCAAACAAAGUGUCACUUUUGAUCCUAAUAAAACAAUCUACUUUUAUUUUUUUACACGAAAACGGUGCGUCGGCCGGAAAAAAAUCAAGAAAUCAAAUUGUUGCAAAAUAAAUGAGGAUUUCGAAAUUGAUUUCUAUUUUUGGAGAAAGCAAGGGCGUACAAUAUUUUUUUUAGAAAAAUCUCCAGUAUACAUCCCAUAUGGAUGCCACAAGUAGAAAUAUUGAAAAAUCUUCUGCAUCAAAAAAUGCCUAUUGGUGCUUAGUAGAUGCAUGUCGAAUUUCAUGGAAAUAUCAAGAACAGUAUUGAAGUUAUGAUGAGGAAACGAGUUUUUUUUUAAAUUCAAACACCCUAUAGCUCGAAAGUUAAGAGGUUUGGAGCAUAUGUAAAUAUGAACUUUUUUUCUUAAACUGAGCUAAGAAACCAUAUCCAAUAUUUGUAGCCAUCUAUUGAAUUACACCUUGUAUAUGGCACAUCACCUGUGAGAUAUCAUAACAAAAAAAAAGAAUCACGAAAAUAUGUACUUCUCGCCUACCAACAUAACCAAUAUACCGUCUAGACCAAGAUAAUUUCUGGAUAUCCUUUCCACCGCAAUAAAUGUAGGUAGAAGAUUUCAGAAAAGUUAGAGUGAAAUAGAAACGAACGUAAGCACAAACACAAAAAAAUAUACUGCCCAAAUCAAAGGAAACCAUUAAACAGCCUUAAAAAAUUCAAUUCAACAACGCUCUUAUUUUAGCGGUGAUUUAGAGCAAAGCUGACACCAUUCAACCGCGACAUAUUCUUUGAAGACGAGUGUACCUAUAGGUUUUAUAGUUUUCAUCAUCCACUUUCUUGUUCCUAUGCUGACUAAGGCAUUUUAUUUCGAAAAAUUUGCAUUAUACAUACAGGGUGUUUCUGAGAUUGAAGCGAUAAAAUGCAGUUUUGUAUGAGAUAUAAUGAAAUAAUUCCCCAUGAACAUUUUUGAAAGUUUCAGGCAAAGAUUGAAAUUCAAUAUGAUCCAAAAAAAUUCUUUUUUGAAAGAAAUCAACCUGAUUUUUUUGUUCUAUUUUUUUUGUAGUGACUCAUUAUAUUUAUCGCUAUAAUUUCCAGAACACUCGUAGAUGAAAACUAUAAUAACCUCCUAUAUUAUAUACUCAUGAUUGCAUGUGUAGUUCAAUUUUGAUUUUUUUCCCAUUUUGUCUUCAGUAUAGUAUUAAAUAUGUAACAUAUUGUAUAUUUAUUUUUUGAUACAUCUCUAUUUGUCUCUGUAAUGAAUUUGUAUCAGGUACCUUAUAAAUUUGUUACAAUUUCACUAGUU
Phaedon cochleariae (mustard beetle) is the source of this 3428-nucleotide messenger RNA. The record is from the annotation of a GenBank genome assembly. NCBI's taxonomy places the organism in Eukaryota, Metazoa, Arthropoda, Insecta, Coleoptera, Chrysomelidae.